UAUACUUUUGAUUACUUAAGCGUACGUUUGUUCACUGAACCAAUACAUCGUAUAAACGUUUAAUGCAAUAAAAUAUUUUUUUUACUUCAGUUGAUCCAGUUUUUUAGUCGAAAAAUAUACUGCAAAAUGCAGUUACUCUGCUUGUUGAUAUUUAUAGGAGCUACUCAAUGUGAUGAUUCAUCAGACAGUAAGACUUUAGAUCCAGCUUGUUAUGAUAACUUGGGAGUACCAAAUGCUGUGGAAUAUGUUUCACAUUAUACAUUAUCAGUUCAAACAUCAUAUAUAACUUCUGUUGAAUGUAUGCUAUCAUCAAAUCAUUACAUACAAAGUGGAUAUUCUGAAAUUGACAGCUCUUCAAAUGAUCUUUUAACAAAUUUAAUAACGUCAUUUAAAGAAGGGUUUGGAAAUUUUGAAAAUAUGAUAAAUGGAUUGCAACAACCUGAUUAUGAAAAAGAAUCGCAAGAAAAAAUUAAUGCUGUAGUAUCAAUGACAGUUAAUUAUUACCAAAAAAAAGAUGUAACUGUUGAAAAAUCAGAAACAAAGCUCAGCGAAGUAACAGAAGUACAACAAGCGCAAUCAAUUCUAACUGCAAGACGCUGUGAAUCAUCUUACAUUAACUUUAUGAAUGAUGUUACGACGAUAAAAACAAAGUAUACUAGUGAAACGACUAAUACAGGUACUAUUGAUACGAAUCAAUGGGCUACUCUGGUGAAACAGUAUUACGACGCAAGAGAAAGUAUAGUUACUAAAACGAAUGUGUACGCAUCAAUUAGAGAAGCGUUUUUGUUUGGUAGUGGGAUAAAUUUGUGCGAUGCAUCUGCAAACACUGAUAAUACUGAUAAAUCACUACUGGACAUAUACAAAACUGACGAUUUAUCAAAGUUCUUUGGAAACACUGAUAAUGACGCAUCGGCACUAUUAUCUCAGACAGUCAUACAAAUGUAUUCGAUUUAUAAGGCUUCAUUGACUACUAUUUAUUUAAAAUCUGUGGUUCAUUCAAAUAGUGAUUUAGCAAUGAGAGUUGUAAUAUGGGAACAAGUGAAUUUAGUUCGAGCAAACUUUGAGUACAUGAGUCAAAACAUAGUGUUGUUUAUAAAAACCACACAAACAGACGCAGAAUCUAGUUAUGGUGCCGAUUCUGAAGAAUACAAAAAAAUCAUGAUAGCCUUAUAUACUUCUGUAAAUAAAAUGCUUUUGACAAUUGUUAAAUCCACUGAGGUACAUUAUCAACGAGCGUUGAACUUUAAUCCUGAUAGAAGUAUGAUUAAAACCGAUUUCAAUGAAUAUAAAGUGGAUAUAAUCGAAACAUAUAAUGAGAAUAUUAUGUGGAGCAAUACUAAUGCUGCUCGAUAUGAUAUGCGUCUUAUUGAGCAAAAAGACUGUUCAUAUCCAUCAUCAGAAAUGUGUAUACCACAGGAUAUGUACUCAUUAGUCAUAAAUAAAUUAGUUUUUCAAACAUUUAUUUGUCAAGUAAAUUAUGUAUACAUACGAAUAACAACAACACAGUAUGAUAAGACAAGUGUAGAUUCUUGGAUAAAUGAUAAAAUCACAAUAAUAGAAUUUCAAAAUUCAUUCAUAUUUGCCAAAUAUUCAGCGACCAUUAACAAAAUGCUUAUUGUAAAUAGUUGCUCUUAUACAAGUUCAUUAUUGACCACAGACCAAAGUACUCAAUCUAAUGAAGUUCAACAAAUUAUGGAUCAAAUAUCAAAUGAUGUUGUUGGAGUGCUAUGUGUAAAUACCUUGGAGAUAACAGAGACGUAUAAUACUCUUGAUGUAUUUGUAGAUACAAAUUGUAAUACAAACCCUAAAUCAAUAGUAUACAAACCUGACAAACCGAAAACUCCACCAACUAGCGGAACACCGCCUUCCAGCGGAACACCACCUUCCAGCGGAACACCACCUUCCAGCGGAACACCACCUUCCAGCGGAACACCACCUUCCAGCGGAACACCACCUUCCAGUGGAACACCACCUUCCACCGGAACACCACCUUCCACCGGAACACCACCUUCCACCGGAACACCACCUUCCACCGGAACACCACCUUCCACAGGAACACCACCUUCCACCGGAACACCACCUUCCACCGGAACACCACCUUCCUCCGGAACACCACCUUCCACCGGAACACCACCUUCCACCGGAACACCACCUUCCAGCGGAACACCACCUUCCAGCGGAACACCACCUUCCAGCGGAACACCACCUUCCAGUGGAACACCACCUUCCACCGGAACACCACCUUCCAGCGGAACACCACCUUCCACCGGAACACCACCUUCCACCGGAACACCACCUUCCAGCGGAACACCACCUUCCACCGGAACACCACCUUCCACCGGAACACCACCUUCCAGUGGAACACCACCUUCCACCGGAACACCACCUUCCACCGGAACACCACCUUCCACCGGAACACCAUCUUCCAGCGGAACACCACCUUCCACCGGAACACCAUCUACCAGCGGAACACCAACUACCAGCGGAACACCAUCUACUGGUAAUUAUCCACAACCGGGAAGCCCAACAAAUACAAGCAACGGAAAUAAUAAUGCCUUAGAAUAUUCGUAUAUAAAAUCUGGUACACAAAUAACAAAAACUGUACAAUUACUCCAAAAUUCUUUUAAAAACAAAAUAACAUCAAGUUUAACUUAUGUUCAAACCACACAAGAAACCCAAUACACGAAAGUAGUAAUAAAAUCAUUGGAAAUUUGUCAACAAAUAUCUCAAUAUAAUACAGAUUAUUUGGAUUGCGUAGCUUCAGAUUCACUAACAUAUAUAUCUCAAGUAACAACUCCUGGUUCUCAAGAAUAUUUUGACGCAAUAGUCGUAUUAUUUAGAGAUAUACAGGAAAAAUCAAAUAUGCUAUCUACGUCGAUGGAUAUACCAUUUAAGAGGACAAAUAUGUAUCCAUUAACAUCUGAAGAAUACGUAUAUGUGGUUCAAACUGUCGAAUACUCUGAAUUUGUCAAACAAUUUUAUCAAUACUUUGAAGUAAAUUGCGAUGAAAUAUAUAACUCAGAAAACGAUGUUGAUUUAUUCCUAACAAAUAGUAUAACACAAUUUAAUAAUAUAUACGACACGGUUGUAACGGCAGUUCAACAAACACCGGAUGAUUUAUAUAAAACAUUUCUAUUAAGCUAUUUAGAAAAAACUAUAACUGUGUAUAAACAAACCACCGAUUGUUUCAAAGAACAAAUUGUUCAAACAAAAGAGUUUAUUAGUCAAAGUGGCGAUAGCAGCAAACUUGCAUUUUAUCAAGAAAUCAUGCAACGGGUAGAUUCUAUUAAUGUAAUGUAUUCUAGUGUUCUUAUCAAGUCGUAUCAAUAUUCCAAAAAUACUGCCAGUGUUACAAUAUAUGAAUCUGAAUUUGACAUUGUCACUACUCAAACGGAAAUAGUGACUAGUUAUACGAGUAUCACCGUUGAAGAAACGGUAGGAAUUGAAAUACAAGUGUCAACUGGUAGCUAAGAUUUGAAAACGUAGGAGGUUGAAGUGGAGAGUAUUAGGUUAAGUAUAUAAAUUAUCAUUUUUAAAUUUGCUUAAAAAACAUUUUUAUACCACUAGUAUGAACUUGUAAUAUAAAUUAAAUUAUACCAUAAUGUACCUCUGUAUACGUUUUGCAUGAAACUAAGUACCUAGACUUAAUAAUAUAUGUUGUUUGGAUUAUUCAUAAAAAAAAAUAUUGUAAAAUUACAAUAAAAAUUAGAAACAUUUAACAUGUAUUUUAUGUAUUAUAUUCAUUUAGAUAUACAAAGUAAACCCGAAUGAGUCAUUGUUUAAAAAAAAAUAUUUUAUUACCACUAUUUCAAUUUUGUAAUUUUAAAAAGUAUAAAAAGAAAAUUAUCUUAUCAGCCAUGAUAAUGUUAUCUAGGUACCUACCAAUUAUAACAUUGAAAUUCGAACAUAAAUAUAAUUAUUACUGUUGUAACUA
Messenger RNA from Acyrthosiphon pisum (pea aphid), 3934 nucleotides. RefSeq lists its product as uncharacterized. The transcript has 3 exons. NCBI's taxonomy places the organism in Eukaryota, Metazoa, Arthropoda, Insecta, Hemiptera, Aphididae. Gene Ontology annotation, biological process: mRNA 3'-end processing. The record is from RefSeq and is a predicted model, not a curated record. Gene Ontology annotation, molecular function: RNA polymerase II complex binding. The coding region runs from base 127 to 3471 and encodes 1114 amino acids.